Homarus americanus (American lobster) is the source of this 2731-nucleotide messenger RNA. Its product is annotated as major facilitator superfamily domain-containing protein 6-like. Gene Ontology annotation, cellular component: membrane. NCBI's taxonomy places the organism in Eukaryota, Metazoa, Arthropoda, Malacostraca, Decapoda, Nephropidae. The transcript is spliced from 9 exons. The coding region runs from base 252 to 2474 and encodes 740 amino acids. The record is from RefSeq and is a predicted model, not a curated record. Gene Ontology annotation, molecular function: transmembrane transporter activity.
GGGAGGAGGAGGAGGGGCGUGUCAGGGUGCAGGGAGGGGGUGCCAACCACCAGUGCCCUGAACCAGUGUCAUCAGUGUAGGCGAACGUAGGGGUGCGUCGCAACUCCACUGACAUUCCUGUGUUGAAACAAAUAUUUUCAGUUGAGGAUCUACUUCGUUAUGCUGUUGUUGUUGCUGCAAUAAGACUUAACCACCGCCAGAACAAGUUCUCUCCUCUCCUCUAAUACGCCUGUCCAGCACUUCAGUUUGAGAUGAGCACUCGGCGGCAGCUCUCAUGGCGGGCGCGGCAGGGGAGUCAGCGCUUGAGGGAGGGCAGCCGCCGCGCCGCUGUCAAUUGCUGGGGGGACUUCGUCAACCCACAACUUGUGCCGCUUAAGAUUACCUUCUUUAUCAUCAUGGGCGCAACCCAAUGCGUGGCACCCUUUACCACCUUGUUGCUGAGGGCGCUGGGACUGACGGUGCAAGAAACGGGGUUCAUCUUUACUAUUGGGCCCCUCAUUCCAGUAUUAGCUCCACUCCUAGCCGGCAUCAUCGCAGACAAGGUCGGCAACUUCAGAUGUAUCCUAGUGUUUACCGUGGCCCUGAGUGGCCUCGUGACCCUGUUCUACCUGGCCAUCCCUCCAGCCCGCACCACGCCCAAGUACUCUGCCACUGUCUCCUUCAGCCUCACCUGCGACUCAGAUUUCGUCCUCACACUUAACUCCGCGAGGAAAGAUAAGGAGAAAUGUGACUUCUUCAACAAAACUGUCAUAUUGCCCUCGGUGGAAGCCAAAGACUGCGGCUACGUGUGCGCUGAGUCAGCCGUCGAGUAUCCCGCAAAACUACUAAAAGAAAUCAAGCGAAUUAAGCUGUUACAGUCGGUCAACAGAACGCUGUAUCACAUGUGCAAAAUACAAAAUACCAAAGAGAACGAGAAAAUGCCGCAGAAAUGCUUCAGGAAAAACCUAAAUAAGUCUCGAAGCUACGAGAACAUGCCGAAGUCUUUUCAAAUCCACAACCUCCUUCUGCCACUGUCGGAGAUGAACCGAGAAAACCCAAAGAUUUUUGUUGCCAACUAUACCAUGGCUCCUGAACUGGCCAGGAGCUUGGAGUGCACCAAGGGGCGCGUUCCUAAGGUGAUUUCUAUCCCAAAGAUCACCAUAUCAGAAGAUGGUCCAGAAUUUUCAGAGAAGAACGCGCACGUCGUGUGCAACUUCCAUUGCCAAGUGUCCGUCAUGCACAACCAGACGUGCGAAAAACGUCCACACAGCGAAGUACAUGACGUGACGUUGAGCUUCUGGCUCUUCGUUACGGUGAAUGUUCUCAGUAAACUUUUCAUAGGACUGACGUACACGCUCUUUGAGGUGGCGGUAGUGGCCAUCCUGAAGGAGUUUGGCUACGACUACGGCCUGCAGAGGAUCUACGGCUCUAUCGGCGGCAUGGUCUUCGCUCCUCUCUCAGGGUUCUUUAUUGACCAUUUUGGGAAAGGCGGCCAUUACACGGAUUAUUACGUGAUGUUCAUCCUGUACUGCGCCUUGAAGUUGUUAUGUGCCCUUCUACUGGUGAAGGUGGAUCUGCGCUUCAAGGUGCCCGCCAGGAGCAUCUGUGAGAACAUGGGCAACCUCUUUAGGAACCUGGAAGUGCUGCUUCUACUUUCCGUAGUCUUCAUAUCCGGCAUGUGUUAUGGGUUUAUCGAGAACUUCCUGCCGUGGCACCUACGUGACUUAGGGGCCAGCAACUGGUUCAUCGGCCUCCUCACCACUAUUGCCUCCAUCGCCGCCCUUCCCUUCCUCGCUUGCUCUGGAAUCAUCUGCAAGAAGUUCGGCAAUUUCCAGUCCAUCGCAUUUGGUCUUCUUUGCUAUUCCAUCCGCUGCAUCGGUUACUCCCUCAUCGUUGACUACUACUGGUGUGCACCCUUUGAACUGCUGGAGGGGGUCACUACCGGCCUCCUUGUGACCGCUGCCAUCAUCUACGGUGCUCAGCUAUCCUCCAAGACUAACUUGGCCACACUCCAGGGUGUUCUGGCUACCCUGCAUUACGGCCUCGGGAAGAGUAUUGGCAGUUUACUCGGCGGAUACCUCAUGGCUACUCUGAAGGCUCCAUUUGCUUUCCAAGUUUUUAGCGGGAUCGCUCUUAUAUCUGCAUUCGUGUAUUAUAUAAUCGGCAAAUUAGUCAUCCUACCACGGCAUGCUAAAGAUUUAAGACGGCGGCAAGAAAUCAUGGCUAUGCCUAUUGAAACAAUAUCUCGCAGAGAGCACAAGAGGAGAAGCAAACUCUUUAAAGAGCCAGGCGGUGAUUCCGACAGAGUGAAGGAGAAGCCAAAGAAACAACGGUCACCCUCUCCAAUACCAGUCACAGAAAACGUUCAAGUUCACAUGGGAGAAAACGGGGCUCUUGACGAAACUCAAAUGACAGACUUGCCUGCUGACGAUACUAUGAUUUCCUUGGACGAAUCAUUUGUAGAAGAUGAAUCAAAAAAGAAGGAGGACAAGUAACAAAUUUCAUAUUCAUCAUACCAUUUCUAGCGCCAAUGACAAUUCACCAUCUGUUUUUCCUACACUGUACUUUCCAUAGUCCCAGUUGCAUGUUAAUAGGUGUAUACUGUAUAUACACCGUAGGUCCGUACACACAGCAUCAUUAUGUUUCACUGUAUUGGUCAUGGGAAAAGAGCAAAGCAGACUCAAAUCUUCCCAUUUCGAUGAUUUUUAAUUGUACUAUUUAGUGAGUACGUUAUAUGAGUGGCCCGUCGGUG